UUUUAUACCUCUUGCCCGAUGCAACACUGCAUAUGGAAGAAUUAGAAAUCAUUGCAAGUAAAAUUUCUGAUAUCACAAGGCUUGCAGAUAUGAGCAUGACACUUGCGGAGACUAUAUUGUCUAUACUAAACUAUAUUUUGCUGCAAGAAAAAGAUCAGAACAUUAGAAAAAUGACCAAUAGUAUCCUGAAGACAACUGAAGAGAUAGGCUACAAGGUGACUUACACAGAAAGACAGGCGUCUGUUAUAACCACCUCCUUGGCUUUGCUGGUGAUGCACCCAGAUCCCAGCGUGUUUGGAGGGCUGGCCUUUGGUGUUACCUCCUACAACAGAGGCAUGGAUCUCAAGAUCAGUGUUCAAGAAAACCCAUUCAAAAAGGCCAUGGCCUCGGUGUUUUUGCCAAAAUCACUGAAGAAAUUCCUAGGGAUCGAGCACGCUGACCCAGACAAGCAUUCAAAGAUCCAGUUUAAGUUUUUUGGCACUACUUCACUCUUUGUGGUAACUACGACUCCUAACGAAUGCUAACACAGCAGUUAUCAGUUCGGCUGUUCUUAGUGUG
Molecule: messenger RNA, 558 nt
Organism: Falco peregrinus (peregrine falcon)
Lineage: Eukaryota; Metazoa; Chordata; Aves; Falconiformes; Falconidae
Product: adhesion G-protein coupled receptor G4-like
Exons: 3
Coding region: 33-524 (163 amino acids)
Source: RefSeq, a predicted model, not a curated record